AUGGUCAUUCAAUCACUUCCAACCUCGACUGAAAUACUUGUUGUGGGCGGCGGACCCGCCGGAAGUUACGCUGCUGCUGCUUUAGCUCGAGAAGGGUUUGAAGUUACUCUUCUCGAAGCUGCGAACUUCCCUCGAUACCAUAUAGGCGAGAGCUUGCUCCCGUCGGUCCGCCAAUUCUUGGCAUUUGUUGACGCAGAGAAAUCUAUCAUGAACUAUGGCUUCACAAUUAAGCCCGGUGCUGCGAUCAAGUUGAACCAGUUCAAGCGAGAAGGAUAUACAGAUUUCAUUGCGCUUAACCCAAACAAUGGGUCUUGGAACGUGAUCCGAUCAGAAUUUGACGAUCUGUUAUUUCAUCAUGCUUCGAAGUGUGGGGCAACCAUAUUCGACAACAUAAGAGUUGCUGAAAUUCAUUUCGACGGAGAAAGGCCUGUUUCAGCCGACUGGAGGAAUGCAAGCACCGGGAUACAGGGCCGAAUCUUUUUCAACUACCUAGUCGAUGCAUCAGGAAGGAACGGGAUCAUGUCCACAAAGUAUCUCAAGAACAGACGCUAUAAUCAGGCUCUCCACAACGUCGCAUGCUGGGGAUACUGGGCCGGAACUGGGUCUUACAUGCCAAACACUACUCGCCAGAAUGCUAUCUGGGUCGAAGCACUUGAAGACGAGUCUGGAUGGGCCUGGUUCAUCCCUCUUCAUGAUGGGACUACAUCUGUGGGUAUUGUGAUGGAUCAAGAGUCGAGCAACCGCAAGAAGAAGGCUUCUCGUGCGGCCUCGGGAACAUCCGGCUCGAAUCUUCUGGCUCAUUAUAAGGAAGAAUUACGCAGAGCUCCUGGAGUACUCAGAUUGAUUGGAAAUGGCACUCUUCGAAACAACGGUACAUUGGAAGCUGUCAAAUCUGCAAGUGAUUUUAGUUACUCGGCUUCCUCUUACGCCGGGGAUCAUUUCCGCCUGGCGGGGGAUUCUGGAGCGUUCAUUGACCCAUUCUUCUCCUCUGGCGUGCAUCUGGCUUUCACAGGAGGACUUUCGGCUGCCAUCACGAUAGCUGCGUCCAUUCGAGGGCUUUGCAGCGAAGAGGAUGCCCAACGGUGGCAUACCUCAAAGAUCGCCACCUCUUACACGAGGUUUCUUCUCGUCAUCCUGGGGACCUACAAACAGAUCCGCAAUCAGUCUAAACCAGUGAUGAACGAUGUGGACGAGGACAAUUUUGAUAGAGCCUUCAAUCUUAUCAGGCCAGUGAUACAAGGAACCGCAGAUGUUGGCAAGGCGCUAACAGAAGAUGAACUCCAGAAAACCAUGGACUUCUGUCAUCAUUUAUUUGCACCCACUGAUCCUGAGAUGCAUUCUGCAGUCAGAACUAGGCAAGGAUUGGAUCCUACUUUAACAUCCCCAGAUGCACCCGUCAUGACGGAAUGCGAAGUGGAUCGGUUGCUCGGAGAUGCUGAUGAGGAAGCCAAGAUUGUUUUGAAGGAGAUCAACGCGCGAAAGCCCAUCCAUACGAUGUACAACCCCACGGAGAACUUCGGCGUCGAGGAACACCUUGGUUUCAAAGCUGUCUUGGAACGGGGGAAAUUGGGUUUGGUAACUGCGUAG
Messenger RNA from Suillus plorans, 1587 nucleotides. RefSeq names its product putative halogenase. Bases 1 to 1587 code for a protein of 528 amino acids. Gene Ontology annotation, molecular function: monooxygenase activity. The transcript is spliced from 12 exons. Lineage: Eukaryota; Fungi; Basidiomycota; Agaricomycetes; Boletales; Suillaceae. The record is from RefSeq and is a predicted model, not a curated record.